CGCGGCUCGCUAGCUCCCAGUGCCGCGGUUCUGCGCGCCCCUCCGCCGGGCCCGGGAAACCCGCUGUGCUAACGGCCCGGUCCGGGCGGGAGGGCGGGCGGACGCCGCGGCCCGGGAGGGGCGCCGGCCUGGCGAGGCCUUCAGGUCGCUGUAACUGACCCAAGUCACUUUCGCCUUGGCCCCGUAAAAUGUAGAGCGCAGAACACGACGUAGGCCCCCGCGCGUCGGGGCAGCACUCCUUCCCCCGCAGGAAGCUCGCGGGCGGUGUGGCCGCCCGACCUGGGGAAGAGCCGGCUUCGGUAGUUCCCUCGAUUCUCACCCACUGCUCCAGACUCUUGCUGGGACGGCAAGAUGUUGGUCUCUGGAAGCUAAUCAGUGAGGCUUCCUUGCUGGUCCACCCGUGUCCUGACCCUUGAAUGAUCUCAGGAUAUCUAUGCCUGCAUCCUUCUAAGGAUCGCUAUUUAUGGUCGUUGCGUUAUCUUUUACUUACUUGGCAGAGGAAAACUGGGAAUUGAGGAUUUGGUGAGGCUUGAAGUGCGGGUGGACGUAAGAAAGGUUUUGAGAUAGCCUAUGUAGCUCUGUCUGCGACGGAAUUUAUUACGUAGACGAGCCUGGCUUCGAACUCACAGAUAUAAUAUACUCCUGCCUCUCAGAUGAAGAGAUCAAAGGGUCCUUUCUCUGUAAUAGAGGCUUUGAGUACUCCACUGGGCACCUAGCUUGAAAUCCUGUCAUCAGAGUUCAUGCUGUUCUGUGAAGUGGAUGUGUAUGCUCCUAUUUUAAAAAAUGAGUUUAACUAGUGAUGUAUUAAGAGUUGAAACCUGGCUUUUGGCAACGUGGCAUGUUAAAGUGCCUCUAAUGUGGCUAGAAGCUUGUGUUAAUUGGAUCCAAGAAGAAAAUAAUAAUGUUAAUUUGAGCCAAGCACAAAUAAACAAACAGGUGUUGGAACAAUGGCUUCUUACUGACCUGAGAGACUUGGAAUAUCCUCUCUUACCUGAUAACAUUUUAGAAAUUCCAAAGGGAGAACUGAAUGGAUUUUAUGCUCUACAGAUCAAUUCUUUGGUUGAUGUAAGUCAGCCCGCGUAUUCCCAGAUACAAAAGCUGAGAGGAAAGAAUACAACCAAUGAUCUAGUUUCAGCUGAAACACAGAUUACUCCAAAACCAUGGGAAGCAAGGCCUUCCCGGAUGCUGAUGCUACAGCUCACGGAUGGUGUCACUCAAAUUCAAGGGAUGGAGUAUCAGUCUAUUCCAGCUCUCCAUGGUGGUCUUCCCCCAGGUACAAAAAUUUUGGUUCAUGGACGCAUUUCAUUCCGUCUUGGUGUUCUCUUGUUGAAACCAGAAAAUGUGAAGGUGUUAGGGGGUGAGGUAGAUGGUCUUUCAGAAGAAUAUGCUCAAGAGAAAGUACUUGCAAGAUUAAUUGGUGAACUUGAUCCUACAGUUUCAGUUGUACCAAGUAAUUCUGAUCACAGUUUGCCCAGAGUUUCAGGAGGGUUGGAUGCUGUUUCAGGACCUUCAGAUGAAGAACUCUUAGCAAGUCUCUAUGAAAGUGAAGAGCCUGCAUCAAGCAAUGAUACAUCACCCACGGAAGGAAGCUGUUUCAGCACAGGCAGCUCCUCAACUCCCACUCCCAUAAUUCAGUCUAGUUUUGAGCCCGGAUGUAAUAUUUAUUCAAAGCACAAGGAGAAGCCAAACCAGUCUGUGCAUUUCACUAGUGGAGAGUUUGACGACUUCUCACUGGAAGAGGCCUUGCUUUUAGAGGAAACUGUCCAGAAAGAACAGAUGGAAACAAACGCAUUACAACCAUUAACUUUGAAGAAAAACACAGAUAAAUGUGUAGAGAUAUUUUCACAUAAACCUAAUACUCUGAACCAUACUCCUUUGAUUAAUAAACAAGAAAACAGCAAUUGCAAUGAAAAAAAAUUAUCUGAACAAAUAGUUUACAAAGACAAAUUUUUUAGCUGCCCAUCUGCGAGAGACCAUAAGAGACUCUUAGCCCAUGAUUUUACAGAUGACAGUAAGACUUUGGAAGUCAGUAAUACAACAGAGCAAAACAUUGACAGUUCAGAUGAACAUUGCUCCAGUAAUAAAAUGUUAAACAGAAAACUAGGAACCUGUCUAUCAGAAAAGAGUUCAGAGGUUUCUAAUGAAAAUGGCUCCCCGUUACAGGCUCAGUCUUCAAGAUCAGUUGAGAAUAAUACUGAUCUCUCUAUUGACAUGGACUUACAUUCUCCACCCUUUAUCUAUUUGUCUGUUCUAAUGGCCAGGAAGCCAAAGGAAGUCACCACUGUGACAAUCAAAGCAUUUAUUGUCACUUUGACUGGGAAUCUCUCAAGCUCCGGUGGCUGCUGGUGUGUAACUGCAAAGGUUUCUGAUGGCACCGCCUAUCUAGAUGUGGACUUUAUAGAUGAAAUACUUACCAGUAUGAUAGGCUUUUCAGUACCAGAAAUGAAGCAAUUAAAAAAAGACCCUCUGAAAUAUCAAAACUUCCUAAAAGGGUUACAAAAAUGUCAGCGAGAUCUGAUAGAUUUGUGUUGCCUAAUGACUAUUUUGUUUGAUCCUUCUUCACAUAAAGCCUUGGUACUUGAAUUACAAGAUGUUGGUGUGGAGCACCUUGAGAACCUAAAGAAGCGGCUGCAUAAAUAAUUUGACAAAAUACUAUUGGAGUACACUUUAAAACAUGCAAAUAUUUGUUCGUAUUAUUUUUGAAACUCUGUAAAGGAAGAAAAAGCUUUUGAGCUUAAAAAUGGGUGAGAUGGCUGAGUGGUUAAACAGGCUUCUGCCAGGUCUGAGGACCUGAGUUUGAUCCCUUGGUCCCUUGUAGCUGAAGGAGAGAAACAACUCCCAAAAUCUGUUGUCUGUCCUUCACACAUGCAGCAUAGAGCUUGUGCACACAUAAAAACACAUAUACACUAAGUGACAUUUAAAAAUAAAGGUAUCUAAUCAAAA
Molecule: messenger RNA, 2943 nt
Organism: Microtus oregoni (creeping vole)
Lineage: Eukaryota; Metazoa; Chordata; Mammalia; Rodentia; Cricetidae
Product: recQ-mediated genome instability protein 1-like
Exons: 3
Coding region: 784-2640 (618 amino acids)
Biological process (GO): resolution of meiotic recombination intermediates; double-strand break repair via homologous recombination
Cellular component (GO): RecQ family helicase-topoisomerase III complex; nuclear body
Molecular function (GO): nucleotide binding
Source: RefSeq, a predicted model, not a curated record